Anopheles maculipalpis is the source of this 6618-nucleotide messenger RNA. RefSeq lists its product as uncharacterized. Gene Ontology annotation, molecular function: heparin binding. NCBI's taxonomy places the organism in Eukaryota, Metazoa, Arthropoda, Insecta, Diptera, Culicidae. Bases 1 to 6582 code for a protein of 2193 amino acids. The transcript is spliced from 6 exons. Gene Ontology annotation, cellular component: cell surface. The record is from RefSeq and is a predicted model, not a curated record.
AUGAAGUGUUGCAUAGCCCCAAGUGUUGGGGAAAUACUAAAUCCCGACCCGGAUGAUACUAUCUCCGAGGAAGAUGACCUGCCCGAGGGCCAUUUGCGAGGUCCUGCAACGUUUCCUGCGAUCGAUCCAGACACGACCGAAACAGCAGUCACAGAGGAAGCAUUAUCGGCUUACGAGAUACAGCGGCAACAGCUGCUUGAACAUCCCGAUCGGUUCAGCGAGGAAGACCUAAAACCGCUACGCGAAACGCACAUCAACGUGCUGCACGAAGCGAUCGAUGCGAAACUGAUCGAUCAAAGUUUCAUCCGUACGUUGGGUUCCGUAUCGGAACCGCCCAAGGUACACGAUGCUACCCGGGACACACUUUCGAUACGGUCCAUCGUUGAGGAUGUGAACUUUACGCUCGGUGAUCGGGUACUGCGCUGGAAGACUAUGAGCGCGACCAACGUCGAUCGGCACGUAGUCGUAGGUUUAACGGCGGCCAGUUUGGUGGUGCUGCUCGAGCGAGAAGGGCGGUAUGAGCUAAGCCAGGAACUGGUGCUUGAAUCGGCCCCGAUAGCCUUCGAGGUGCUUAACUUUUGGGACACGGAGCGUGCGACAGCAGUUGGCUGUGUGCUGAUAUCGAUGGGUAAUUUUCUCGUGUGGUACACAAUGCGUGAGCAGGCAGAAUAUCGAUUGGAAGAGGAAUGGCGCUGGCCGCUACAUAAAACCAUAACGCAAAUUAAAUUCUUUCGCCAGAAGGAAGUCGAUGCACUGCUGCUGGUAGGACGGCAUCCAAACCGACACGAGUCUGUUUCGGCGACAGUGUACGAAUUUUCCUUCAACGAUCGCCAGUUCUGGUUGAUGCAAAAGCUCGGCCUAAGGUAUCCUUGCCCAUCGGUAGGUCUUGUCUCUGCUGGGGAAGAAUACUUGGUCGCUUUCCCUCAGAACGUCACCGUGGAAAUGUACACAUUUCGAGUGGGUGACCAGAAUCGCCGAAAGUUUAAGCCAGUCGGUAACUACACCUCGGAAGCGCUUCGAUCGGUGUACGCGUUUCAAAUCGGUCGUUAUUCGUACGUAGCAAUCAGCGGUAAAACACCGGCCGUUUUGCGAUACAAACGGGGCAAGUUUUAUGAACAGAAAAUUCCUACUGAAUCACUAGAAAUUGUUGAAGCUUUCUUUGAGAUACCGGCCCGAACGUACCGGGAUGAUAUGAUACUCCUGGUGCAGCAUCGUAUGAUUUUUGCAACGCACGAAAUUCAACGACUGGAAGCGCUCGUCUGGAACGGGGUGUCCUUUGAUCUAGCCACCAACAUUCCUUGUAUGGUGGAAAACGAGGUGAUUGACAAUGAGGUUAGCUGUAUGUUGGACGUGGAUCGAACGGACGGUUUGUUUGGUGCGGCCAUUGUGCAGCGUGGCAAAUCAAUCUCAAUCGUUGUACCCCGACAUGAGGCACAUUCGAGUUUGUAUCAUCUGUCGAUCGAAUUGCUUUCGGGAGAGCAUCCAAUUUUAAUGAAAAUUCAAGAAAUUAAAGAAACGAUGGAGGCAUUCACGAAAAUUGUCGACUACCAGAAUGCGGUAAUUGAACAAGCCCAGUCCUACGUGGCGCUGAUGGAAAGUGAUCCCGUAGUACUCAAGCGACAAAAUCUAAGCACGCUGGACAGCCCUAUGGUAAAAUUUGCGGAUGAGUAUGAUCUAUCCACAACACAGAUAACUAUCGGUCAAAAUAGUUGGCGAGCGGCUGAUUUUGAAGCGGACCUAGGAGCUACCGUUAAAACGGUACAGGACGUUGAGCUGAGCGUUGAUGCAAUGCUGACCGAACUUCAGUACAGCGUACGUCGCGAUACCCGCUCGCAUGACCUACAAAUCAACGGUACGGUACAGGUAACCGGAAAGCUUUACGUCGAUGGGUCUUUACACGCAGACGAUAUGUACAUUCAAAGAUUUGAACAUCAACCACGAACUACGGAGGAUCAUUUUGCUCGAUUUGGUCGUGCUGUGGAUGGAGACCAAACAUCGACAGCAAAAGAGCUACACGUUAAGGAGCUGAGCGUUGAACAGCUACAUUUCGACCACUUUAAUGGUAUCCCGGCAGAAGAACUAGUGUACAAUGUUGACGGCAAGGUGCAUCUCGAUGGUGAACUAGUUAUCGGUGGUGAUCUCUACACGAACAGUGUACUACUGCCCGAUGGUGGAACGGUCAAUGGAAUCGAUUUAAGCGAAUCAUUGAUCUAUUUCAAUUGCAAAAACAGGCGGUGGAAAAACCUUACUCUAGACUCGCUGGAAGUUAUGGAUAAUGUUCAUGUGGCGAGUAAAAUAAAUGGAGUUCAAAUAAAUCUCCAGGAAGCAGAAAGCUCGCUGCGCAAAGCAAUCGAUGAGCAUGGGCGUGUGUUGCGUGCCAAGUCGUUGCAAAUCGAAGGAGAUUUAAGCUUCGAACGCAUUAACGGAGUUCCUUGGAAAACGUUUUUCAACGGGCUUGUCUUUAAGAACCGGCCGAUGCGAUUAGGACAUCUUCAUGUGGAUGGGAAUGUCACAUUCGGUAGUCAAACAACGGUACAGUUCCUGAACAAAUUGCGUUUCCCGGAAGAUUACGUGCUACGCACGGGACCGCGCGAAUCCAUUAUAACGGGUCAGAAACAUUUCCAAGGAUUGCUAACAAUGGAUGCCCUCGACAUCGACGGUUUCGUGAACGGUAUCAAUCCGUUCGAUUUCAUCACACUCCACGACGAUCAGUACAUCCCGGGCAACGUGUCUUUUGAUUUGCUAGAAAUCGAAGAAUCACUCGAUGUGCGUGGCGCCGUACAUGGCAAGCAUAUGGAUAAAUUUCUAGACAAUCCAUCACUGCUACAAACCACAAUCCUAAAGGCGGCCUGCGAGUUUAACGAAGUAAUUGUUCAAGGUCCUAUUUACGUCGAUCAACUCGAUGGAUACGAUCUGGAUCAGUUCCUACAGAGCGUUGUAUAUGUAGAUGAACCGUACGUGGAAAUUAACGCAUCAAAACACUACCGCAAUCUACAGUUUUAUGAACCGAUUCGGAUAGAAUCGAACAUGAUCGGGGAAAUACAUCUGGAUGAGCUGCUUACAAAGAGCACGGAUCAAACGGUUAACAUAAGUUUGGUGAUGGGUAAUGUGUUCUUCAACCGGGCACAGGUUGAUGGACUGUUUGGGGGCAUUAACGUGACCGAGUGGGACACGAAUUCCAUCAAGGUGUUCGGUGAUCAACACACGCAAGCGACAUUAGAGUUCUGCCCUCAGUAUUCUUUGCUGUACGCAAAGAAUCUGGAGAUAAUGGGAACUCUUAACGGGCAACCGCGUGCCGAGUUCUACGAUAUGGAUGAAGAAAUUGUGUUCCGAGAUCAAUCGGUACAUAUGAGUGACUUGUACGCAAAUUACUUAUCAUUGGCAGGUAGCUUGAUCGAUGGACCGUCGAAGAUGUUGAACAACGUACAUCUUCCAACAUUUGAUGCGUACCGGUUUAGCUUAAGUCAACCGCAAACGUUUAAUUAUGGCGUGAUUGUUGAUACGCUGUACGUUGGCAAAUCUUUUGCUGCUCGUUAUCUGAACGGAUUGGAUGUUGCGGACUUGCAGGAUAACGUGGAAACUUAUCUGAACGAUGAUUACAUGCUCAGUGGCAAGCAUGUGAUCGAUACGCUGCAUAUUGAUGGUAGUGUGGAAAUCGGUAUGCUCAAUGGAGUUGACUUCGUACAGUUUCUAAAUAACGUUAUAUGGCUGGACCAACCGAACACUGUACCAAGCACCUUACACUUUCUGCAGCCCUUGUACAUUGAGGGCGAUGUGUCAGUUGGGGGAACUUUAAACGAAAUACCUCUGGCAGUAUUUUUGAACAAUGUUGUGUAUAAAAACGAAGGUGCGAUGGUGGAGUUUACCGGAUCGAAACUAUUCACACAUGGGUUCGAUGUAGUCGGCGAUUUAAACACGCCUAUCAUAAACAAUGUUCCGGUAAAAGAUUUCAUAUUGAAAAAUGAAUCCAUCAUAUUCCCCGGUCACGUGGUAACAUUGGGCCGUGUAUACGUCAAGGAAAUGAUUGUGACUGGAAGCAUCAACGGAAAAUCAUUUAAACCAAUCGAAUCGUAUUACGCCUACAGCAACGCCACAGAUACACACAUCAUUAAGGGUGACCUGCACCUGCAAGGACAUCAGAUGAUCCACAACCUGGAAGCGCUCGGUGGCUGGAAUGAGCUAAUGAAUGUGAGCCAAAAGCUAACGUCACUCGUUCGUACCAACCAGGACUAUUACUUCAAGGGUCAUUAUGUGCUGCAGGAGGAAGUUCAUUUCAAGCAUGGAUUUACGGUCGAUUUCAUCAACGCGUACAACAUGACGAAUGUACUGAACGAAAUUGUGUACUACGACCAACAGGAACCGAUCGUUUUUACUGAACCGGUAGAAUUUAAUGCUAAUGUUUGGGGCGGAUCCGUACGCGUAGAGCAAGAUUUGAUAGGCAAAAACAUAAUGGGAAUCGAUCCCGAUGUACUUGCUAAGCAAACUUUGCUGAUAAACAAGGAUUAUGAAAUAUUCGAUAAGAUGGUGUUUCUUCCGGGAGCAUUCAAAUGUGAUCAUCUUGCGGCAACAUACAUUAACGGUGUGCCGACGAGCGCGUUGAUCACCCUGCACACGGAACAAACGAUCGAACAUCCGGUGUAUGUGAAACAAAUCGUCGUCAAACAGCCGGUCCAGGUGGAAGGUCAUGUCAACGGACGGGAUCUUCGUAUGGAGCGUCAAAACACAAUUAUGCGUUAUGGCGAACAAACGAUAGAAGCGCCUUCAGUAUUUAACACGAUCCGUGUACUGAACGGUGUCACACUACCCAAAAUCCUAAACGGCGUUCCAUUUGGUGACCCAGUACAGCUAACAAAGGACAUUACCAUCUCAUCUCCGUUAAGCUUUUACCAAAUAGGUGCGCAUGAUGUGUUCACCAAUGACACGAUCGGUGGAAUCGAUUUCGAUCGAUGGUACGAGCAGACGCUCUGGACUGGUGGUCGCGAACAUCAGCUGUAUCGGGGUAGGCUGCAAUCGCGUAAAAUGGUCUUCCGCGACUUCAUCCACGGUAAUGGUACAAUCAAUGGCGCAACUGUUGGUGACAUCGUAAGCAAACUACACACGGAGAAACAGAUGAUCGAGAGCGAACUAGCAAAACGUCGUUCAAACUAUCGAUCUUCCUGUCGUGAAACGCAAGCCCUCAUCAACGGUACCCAGCAGGGUUUGUACUUUUUCAACUAUUUUGUGCAACGUCAAACGAUCCGCGAACAACAUCCUAUACAGUCGUUCUGGACGUUCCAGCAGCAAGGAAAUUAUUUCCUUGCUAUCAACUUUGGAUGCGAUAGCAAAUUUUACCAGUGGAAUCCACAGGAUAGAACGUUUGUAGGGUUGUUCAAGGUACACACGGGAUACGUUUUUGAGUGGGCAACAGUUACAUCGACGGAUGACGAAGAGAGUCUCUUCUUGAUAACGCGAUCAGCGCCUACCGAUGAGCAUUGUAACGUAACGGGUUUUUCUGUAUGGCAAUUUAAGGGACUGUCAUUGGAAAUGAGCAAAAACUUCCCCAAUAAGGACAUUGACAGUGUGUACGUAGAUCCUGCCAUAUUAGGCCGUUUCUACGUUUUGGAUCGAGCGACUGUUCAUGAAUACGAUCUAACCGGCAACGUGCAGGAUGAAUGGGAUCUAUCACGCAUCUUCGAAUCGGCCAGCUUUUUACCGCAUACACUCGGCGUUGGGUUGGCUCUGUCCGAUGGAAAACAAAUAGCAAUUCUUUCCCGGAAAGACACUACCGCCACUUCGCGCAAGAAACGUUCCCACGAAGAUCCGCUCGUGAACCUAGCCUUGUUUGCCUCGCCAAUAAAUGUGUACAAUCAUAUGCAACGGAACAAUUCCUACUACCGAAUAGAUGAUGCUCCGGACGAAUAUUCGCCAGAUGUGGCAUUACUCACCCAACCGGAUCCAUUGAACGAAAUUGGAUCGAUGCAGGAAAGCAACGAUACGGUCAUCAAAACUCGCGAACCAUCGACAGACGUCGUGGAAACGCACAUCCAAGACCUUCCCGAACCACGUAUCGCCAAGGCAGUCCCACUCGGGCGUAUCAGCACUACGGAAAAUCACCACUUUCCAGAUCCUGCUACAGGUGAGCUGCUUAGUCUGCAUGUUGGCUUUCAAGCACAAGCCAGGCGUCUCCUGUUCGCCGUCACAAACACGGUGAACACGAUUGUCAAGGGUAAUCAUGACACCAUCCGGAUCUACAGCGACAUUCUGCAGGGUCAUCUCUUCCAGAUCAUAUCUUGCAACAGACCGUCACAGCUUACAGUGCUAGAAAUAAGGGAUGAUACAAUAUUAGCCUUUUUGGAAAAUCAGCGCAAGGUACAGUUGUACACGUACCGUGGUGCUCGGAAAGGGUUCGUCCAUUGGAAUAGUUUUAAUUUGGCGUCGACCGGCAUCCAGAUGUCCAGUGUGCAGUUUCCGCAGGCACCAUUUUUCAAGUGUAAUCUGCACUAUCUGGCCAUUGCGCUGAGCAGCCGAGAGUUGAUGUUUCUCAAGGCCAAGACGCAGGGCGAUUGUGGGAUCAAUCUGCAGCUGGACUGUGGUGAUGUGUAGUAUGUUGAGUGUUUUAGCUGGAGGGUUGUGUUCUGU